GCCUAUAUUUUACGCAUACCGGUUGAUCUCGAUGCUAACAUCGAGUUUUCAUAGGACAAUGAUUUUGGUUAGAAUUUGUAAAUGUAUAACACUUAACAGUUUUGAGAUAUAUAAUUAAAUUAACUUUAACAUUUUCAUAUAUUGACGAUUUUAAAACUUAAUAAUGCAUACAGUUUUGACACGUGGAAAUGCUAUUUUAGCAUAUACAUUAAGUGUAUCAGCUUGCCUUACAUUUUGUUGUUUCCUUUCAACAGUUUUUAUAGAUUAUAGAGCAAAUGCAACUUUAAAUACAGUAAAAGUAGUCGUGAAAAAUAUGCCAGAUUAUAGUGCAUCAAAGGUGAAAAAUGAUCUUGGUUACUUGACAUUUGAUCUUCAAACUGAUCUCACUCCAUUAUUCAACUGGAAUGUUAAACAGUUAUUCUUAUAUCUUACAGCAGAAUAUCAAACGAGCAAUAAUGACUUUAAUCAGGUAGUUUUAUGGGAUAAAAUAGUUCUACGUGGAGACAAUGCUGUUCUAGACUUUAAAAAUAUGAAUACAAAAUAUUAUUUCUGGGACGAUGGUAAUGGUUUAAGAGGUAAUAAAAACGUAACAUUAAUGUUAUCUUGGAACAUUAUACCAAAUGCAGGAUUAUUGCCAAGUGUUAAUGCCAUUGGUUUACACACUUUUGCAUUUCCAACAGAAUACACAACUUUACGUGUAUAAUGUAUGAUUAUUCAACAUUAUUGGAAAUAUAUUAAUAAUUUUAUAACAAUUUUUAAUUGUCUCAUGUAAAAUGUAAAAAAGUAUAUAAUAAAUAUAGGUUGUAAAUUACUUAUA
Messenger RNA from Vespa crabro (European hornet), 817 nucleotides. RefSeq names its product signal peptidase complex subunit 3 (gene Spase22-23). The record is from RefSeq and is a predicted model, not a curated record. NCBI's taxonomy places the organism in Eukaryota, Metazoa, Arthropoda, Insecta, Hymenoptera, Vespidae. Gene Ontology annotation, biological process: protein targeting to ER. Gene Ontology annotation, cellular component: signal peptidase complex; membrane. Bases 164 to 703 code for a protein of 179 amino acids. The transcript is spliced from 5 exons.